UAUGGUAGUACUAUUUAUGACGACACCCAAAUCCAACGAGAGAGAAACACUUGGGUGAGUGACUCUGUAAGAACACGAUGAAGUCAUUUUCGAUUUUUCUCAUCUUCAUCCUCUUCGUCAUUGCAUCAACAUUACUAGUUUCUGCGAAGAAAGAAGCUGAUGUUACGGAGUUGCAGAUUGGCGUUAAGUAUAAACCAAAAUCAUGUGAAGUUCAGGCACACAAAGGUGAUAAAGUGAAAGUACACUAUCGGGGAAAACUCACCGAUGGAACUGUUUUCGAUUCUAGCUUUGAAAGAAAUAACCCAAUUGAUUUUGAGCUUGGUGGUGGUCAAGUGAUCAAAGGAUGGGACCAAGGAUUAUUGGGAAUGUGUCUUGGUGAGAAGCGAAAACUGAAAAUACCAGCAAAACUCGGCUACGGAGAGCAGGGUUCCCCACCCACUAUUCCAGGUGGUGCAACACUUAUAUUUGACACUGAGCUUGUGGGAGUGAACGACAAAAGUUUAAGCGAAGAAAAAUCAAACUCCGAACUAUAGACAAACCAAAAUAAAUGGAAGACUAGACUUUUGGCAAUCUUUGUUAGCUUAUUUUCGUUCCUUAAUAAUGCUUUCAUUACGAAGGUUUUGUUAUCUAACUCUAAGUGAGGCUAGUUUAGAAAGAUUUUGCAUUUGUACCCUAUAAAUUAAAUACAUCUAUCUGUUUCUUUUAGCGAUUAAGCUUUCGUGAGAAUUUUCAUUGGUUUUAA
Molecule: messenger RNA, 742 nt
Organism: Medicago truncatula (barrel medic)
Lineage: Eukaryota; Viridiplantae; Streptophyta; Magnoliopsida; Fabales; Fabaceae
Product: FK506-binding protein 2
Exons: 6
Coding region: 78-533 (151 amino acids)
Biological process (GO): protein peptidyl-prolyl isomerization
Cellular component (GO): endoplasmic reticulum
Molecular function (GO): peptidyl-prolyl cis-trans isomerase activity
Source: RefSeq, a predicted model, not a curated record